GAAUCAUGUUCCAUGUCCCAAGUUAUCACUGCAAUCUCCUGUUAUCUCAAUGACAGUCUCCAUUGGUCGGCAAAUCUUGUCAGCUUGCAUCCUCCGAGGCCGCAGGUCCACUAGUUCGUCUCGCUUGACCCGGAAGGCAAUACACCACCGCUACUAAGGUCUAGUAGCGACCACCACCAAUUAUCCUGACCAACCACAAGCUACAUCGCUAGAACGUGCUGAACGACUCUGAUCUUGAUGGUUCCUGGUGCAUAUAGCAUGAUAAUGCAGCUCAUUUCUGCUCGCACAUAUAUAAUCCCCUCGUUAUUCUCCCCUUUUCGGAGGUGAUCAUCUCUAUCUAGUCUGCCUCAAGCCUCCCAUCGAUACACUUCGACAUGGCAGACUUUGACGCCUCGCACGAGCCCAGCAUGGGCGGAAAGCAGGAGUUCCCCGAGAUGAGCCCCAGCGAGAGGGACGCCUUCAACCGACUCCUUCGUCCCGAUGACAGUUACACCCCCGAGGGCGUCUACUGGGCCGAUCUCCCCAUCGGCCAGCGGAUCAAGUUCGUCCGCUCCGUCGACUCCAAGGAGAGCAGCCGCCAAUGGUCUCUCUUUUGGCAGCAGUUCAAGGCCGAUCCGCUGUCGCCGUUGAUGGACUAUUUCAAGAACGUCGUCAUCCCGGGUGCAGGUAUCGGUCUGGAAGGUUAUGUUCUCCUUUCCAUCGGGAACAUCUCGACCUUGUUCGGCAAGUCGUUUGAGUCCUGCUGGGGCAAGUACGAGAUCUGCUCCAAGACCUGGGUCUCGGCGGUGACCUACCUCGAAAUCGUCGGGAUUAUCAUCGGUCAGAUCAUGGUGGGUGUUAUCGGAGACUGGAUUGGCCGUCGCUGGGGUCUGUUGCAGGACGCUUGGAUCAUGAUCCUCGGGUUGGUGAUGUUGGUGGCCGCAUGGGGCACCACCCAGAACGGAUGGGUCAUCUGUUAUGCCUGGUCUCUGUUCAUCUACGGUGUCGGUGUCGGUGGCGAAUACCCGAUGACCGUUACAAGUGGUAUGGAGAAUGCUGUCGGCUCGGGCAAGCUGUCCACGCGGGAGGAUCGCCUCCACCGCGGUGCCAAAGUCAUUGGAUGCUUCUCCAUGCAGGGCUGGGGUCAGGUUCUCAACCAGGCCUUCCUCAUGAUUCUGCUUCUGAUCUUCAACGCCGGCAGCGGCAAGGAGCCCAUCAACCAGACCGCCGCCCAGUGGACCUACCGCAUCUCCUUUGUCAUUCCGCUGGUGGGCACCGUGUGGCUUCUGUAUUACCGUGCGUACCACAUGAAGGCCGCCAGCAAGCAGCUGGCCGCCACGAAGAAGCAGGCCAAGGUGUCUGUCACCGGUUACGACACCGAGUCCCUGCGCUUGACCUUCAAGUACUUCACCCCCCGGGUCCUGGCCACUGCGGGCGGCUGGUUUGCCAACGACGUUUUCUUCUACGGGGCCAAGCUGUUCUCCAGCGACUUCAUCGCCGUCAUUAGCCCCAAGUCCACCUCCAUCUUCACCUCGUGGCAGUGGAGUUUCAUUGACGUGGUCGUCACGCUGGCGGGAUACUACUUUGCCAUUGCCUUCGUCGACAACAAGCUGUACGGCCGCAAAUGGAUGCAGAUCUGGGGCUUUCUGCUGUGCUUCAUCAUGUUCGUGGUCCCUGCCUUCAAGUACGACUAUUACACCCAGCCCGCCCACAUCCACUCCUUCCAAGCGAUGUACUUCCUGUCGAGUUUCUUCAACCAAUUCGGCCCCAACUGCGUGACCUUCCUCGUCGCCGGCGAGGUCUUCCCCACCCCGAUCCGCGCCACCGCCCACGGCAUCUCCGCUGCGACGGGCAAGCUGGGCGCCCUCAUGGCCGGGGUUCUCUUCAACUACAUCGACACGCAGACGAAAUUCUACUUCGUGCCGUGGUGGGGCCUGCUGGGCAUGGCCCUGACCUACCUGUUCCUGCCGGACACCACCGGCCUCGAUCUCAAGGAGCAAGAGCGCCGCUGGAUCUACAUCCGCUCGGGCCGCGAGCACGAGUACCACGGUGUCGCCGUCCAUCCCAAGCACUUGUCCGUGUGGGAGCGCUUCCGCGGCGCCGCCAAGCACUACGACCCGGAGCUGGACUACCAGCAGCGUCUCCGCGAGUACCGCGCCGAGUGGGAGACCAAGAUGGCCCGCAUGAGCGAGGAGACCAAGCGCGGGGAUGAUGUCGAUGCGUUUAUCGAGGACGAGCUGCUCGAGGGUUCCGUGCAUGAUUACUUCUAUCGCACGAGUUCGCUGAGCACGGCUCAUACCGUGGGGAAGGAGACUGAGGCUAAGGAUCUGUGAUUGCACGGACAAGUGUGUCGGUCGGAUUGCAUCGGGGUCGAGGACUUGGAGACUAUACCCGUUUGCCUCAUCGAGGCGACCUUACGUAUUGUAAUUUUGUUGGUUUUUUCUGCUGUCUGGAACUAUGGAUCGGUUGGAUGAAAAAUUCGUUG
Aspergillus saccharolyticus JOP 1030-1 is the source of this 2464-nucleotide messenger RNA. RefSeq names its product MFS phosphate transporter. Gene Ontology annotation, biological process: transmembrane transport. The transcript is spliced from 3 exons. NCBI's taxonomy places the organism in Eukaryota, Fungi, Ascomycota, Eurotiomycetes, Eurotiales, Aspergillaceae. The coding region runs from base 375 to 2312 and encodes 645 amino acids. Gene Ontology annotation, cellular component: membrane. The record is from RefSeq and is a predicted model, not a curated record. Gene Ontology annotation, molecular function: transmembrane transporter activity.